AUGGUCGCAGAGGCGGUAAUACCCCUCUCCGAGCUUCAGGCCAUCCAGCGGAGAAUCCUGCCUGUCGAAAAGAGAGAAGAUGAGGGCAAAAAGAGAGCAGUGGAGCUCCAAGGGAAAUCCAAGGCCAAGGCCAGCACGUGGACGAACACGCUCGAAGGUUCAAGAAAGGCGAAUCUUGCUGCAAGACAAGCUAGGUUGGACAAGGAAGAAGCAGGUACUUACUCUUGCCUACUGAUUAAGUAAGUACAUAGUAGAAACAGAAUGUGAUAUGCUGCGCUAACUUGUUAUCUAUCUAAAGAUGUGCUAUUUCUACUUGGGUGUCGUUGGGUCCUUCUACUUGUCGUCGUUUUCAACCGAUCCCAUAGAAAUUUACUUUGUUCUAUUUCAGCUCGGCAAAAGCUCGAUGACCAAGAGGCGGAAAUUCAAUUGGAGAAUAGGAAGAGAAUAAUAGCACGCGCGAAUCGUCUUCUCUACGAUGAGAGCGAUCGCAUUAAGAGCUUCCAUUCGAAGAUGCAGUACUCAGAUACUCUAGCAGAGCGGGAAGCCCAAAUUCAACUCAAAGAUGAGCUUGACAGGUAAUUUUAACACUAAGGGAUGUUAAAGGUCAUGAUUGGUAGUACUACCAGGCACCUAGAAGGGCUGAAUAAUUUUCGACAAUAUCUAUGUUCUGAUUUCGGGUGGGAAAAUCGUUCCCAUUAGUUAAGAAUCAUGUCUGAGUAUACAACAUUCAACAUGUGAUAAUCAAGUCAGUAGUUAAACAUAUGCACUAGCACUUGUUGCCUACUUGUUCCUUGUUGACUUGAUGCGUGCGUAAAAAUGAAAGUCAAAGUCCUUGUUUUCGUCUGCUUAACGUGAAGUAGACAGCACAAUGACUGACUAACCUUCAGGCUAGAGCAGAUUCGCGAAGAGCGGUUCCUUGAGAUGGACAAGCAUAAUUAUAGAAAAAUGCUGGAAAGGGAAUUGCGAGAGAAAGUCGAGUACGAUGACAAGCUUGGGAAAGCAACUGCAGUGCAGAAACAGCAACUGCUGGAGGCGAAACAAAAGCGCCUUGUAAUCUUGGAAGAGGACAUUAUGGAAGGUGUCUACAACUUCCUUGUAGUUUUGCUGAACUAACUAUGAUUGACGGAGUUAUUUUCUUCCUCCUGGACAAUUUUUCUGAAAUCAAUGACGACCUACCAGAGGUGUUGAAAUGGAAUUCGUAUGGGUAAAUUGAAAAUUUCUUCCAAAAAGGUGAGCUCCUCCGAAAGAAAGCAGCAGAAGAUGCAGAGCAGGAGAGAAAGAAUAUUUUGAAGAGACGCGCGGAAGCAACAUUAGCGAUGGUAGAAACGCAGAAAGCUAAUGCCUAUUUGAAGAGCUGCCGAGACGAGGACGCUAAAAGGAAAGAUAGAGAACGUACUUACUUUCUUCUCAAUGAUGAAAUUUGACUAGAUCAGAAUCACACAGAAAUCCAACAAAAAAGAUAUUUAUGCACUUGGUUUUUCGAUGAUAAGAAGUAUUAGCUUGGUGUCUAUGUAUUGCUUGAAUAGCUUCCUUCUGCUUCGGCACGACCGGUGCAAAAUCCUAAUCUCCGACAUCACAGAGCGGAAGAUAAAUGAGUACGCGGCAGAGAAGGAGAAGCAGCUUGCAGCUAGGAAGGCACGGCUCAAGGAAAUUUCUGAGAACAAGAUGAUGGUGCAGCAGCGAUUGAUCGAACGUCAGGCUGCGGUGCUUCGAGCCGCUGCCAAUGCCGAGGACGCUCGUGUCGAAUCCGAAAUGCUUCAGAAGCAGCUAGCCGAUGAGAAGAAGCGCCUCGAAAAAGAGGCGAGACUGCAGAAAAUGCAGGACGACGUAUUUAUCGUGCACCAUCUCUUUACUACUUUUUAUUUUGAAGCAUGCAGCGACGUGGCGCAUCAUGAUCAUCAUCAUUGGCAUUGACGACACAAGAAUUAAAGUUUGUUGUUUGAUUUCGAUUUUUUCUAAGUAUUUGGUCUUGGAAUCGUAAUUAUUUCGGUUCCUUGCAUCGCUUGAGGGGUCAAUGCAUGAGUACUGUAUUUACGAAGAGCGAUGACUAUGAUCCAAAUCCAUUAUCCACUUUCGAUUCUGUUUCUUAGGUCGACAAGAGUCGGCAGUAUCAAAUCAAGCGAAAAGUCUUGCAGAGACAGACAGAGAAAAAAGAGGAGAUCGAAAUGUCCGAAUUCUGGUCGCAAUGGUGCAAGCAUCUUGGUAUUUGAUUCAUCUCCUUUUGGUGCAAGCAUCUUGGUAUUUGAUUCAUCCCCCUUCGCUUUCCCAGUAAUACCACGGAAGAUGCUAGAAACUGAUGCAAUUAUCUAGCUGAAGUUUUCGGAAAGACCAACUCUUCAGACCAAAAUGUUGUUUUGUCUAUUUGAUGGCUUCAACAUGCACCUGCACCUUUACCUAUCGUAUCCUUUUGCAUCCCCUACCACCUAUUGAAUGAUCUACCUAUCGCAGAAAACGAGGAGAAGCAGGAGUCCGACCUGCGGUUCCAGGCGACGAAAAAUCUGCAGCGCGAGCAUCUGAAACAGAUUGAGCAGAAAAAGAAGCGUGACACGCAUGAGAAGGAAGUAGAAAAGCUAGUAGUAGAGAAGGCGCGACAGGCUAUUGAGCUAGACUCAUUGGAGUACUACAAGUACGCUGAGGCCAUGAUCCGCGAAUACGCGGAGGACGGAAAGAACGUGAUUCCGCUCAUCAAAGAACUGAAACAGUAUCGUCUCCGAGAAGGAGCGUAAACAACCGCUCGUGGAGGCUGCAUCGUAUCCGAUGAGACCUCUUCCGCGACGGGUGAUGUUGCUGAUAGACUCCGCUCUUCAGAACUCGUCAUGCAAGCAUAAAUUAGUUCCUCUACUAGACGGUCCAGAAUUAGAAAAAGAGUCAAUUGUUGAACUCCGAUUUCGAUAAAGUCUCUUCGUUUACGCGAUUCAAGAAUACCAUUCUAUGAUUGUCAAAACUUAGUCUUGCGAACAAAGGAAACUCACUGUAGAAGGGUAUCAAUGAAAACAACAUCAAAGCAUAUUAAUGGCCCAAGCUCUGUUCUACUGGGCGUGGUGGACUGGUCGUACUAAACGUGGUCCUACUCAGUAGAAAUGGUUCUUCUAGAAAACAAAAUUAAUGUAAAAGCUAUGUAUACCCUGCAUGUUCGGGUUCUCAGUAGUACAGGUGAUCAAAAAAUGAACGCAAACACUCAUGAAACAAUAUUGUGGAAGCUUCAUCACAAAAAAUAUUUCGUCUGCCCUAUUCGUAUUUUCAAGCUGAACUUCAUGAACUACGCGACGCGCGGGGACUGACGUUGUGGUAUUUGACAAAAUUAGUUUUAUUGCAUCAAUAUGCAGACAAGUCGUCAGCGCAGUUUUGUUGCAGUCUCCACAUGGUAUCAGGAAACGACGCUCGGCAGCUGGAACAUAAUGGGCGAUGUCCGACGAAGACUCGCACAUUGCUGAAGAAUCAUGUGACUAAAAAGCGAAAGAAAGACUUGUCAUAACUUCCCCUGCGUCGAGACGAUUUUGUCUGAUUUGAUUCCGAUAAGCCCUACAAAAAGUCAAAUUUGAAAAACAAUGUACUAAACUGCACGCACCACCCGGCGUAGAAAAGUCGCAUGAGACUAAUGAAUUUAGCCCACGAGAACUCAGACGCCAACCGUCCGUGCCCUAUGAGAUUUGCAUCGCCUGGCAUCAGAAGCAGU
This is a messenger RNA of Amoebophrya sp. A25, 3676 nucleotides long. NCBI's taxonomy places the organism in Eukaryota, Dinophyceae, Syndiniales, Amoebophryaceae. The record is from the annotation of a GenBank genome assembly.